Messenger RNA from Rubroshorea leprosula, 919 nucleotides. Lineage: Eukaryota; Viridiplantae; Streptophyta; Magnoliopsida; Malvales; Dipterocarpaceae. The record is from the annotation of a GenBank genome assembly.
AGAGAAAGAGAGCAUGGUUUCUCCUCUCCGGUUGGGUGAAUGCCUACACCCUUCCAUGUUUAUGGUUCUGUUCUAUGUUUGUGGCUAUGUCUCCGGGUGUCUCUCCUUCUCCUCCAAGUCCUCUCUCAAUCCCUCCCUUCUUACCCUCAAAAAUCCAACAGGACACACAUCAAACGAGUUAUGUGCACUCAGUUCCCUCCAAAUCUUGGAUUUUGCUCAUAACAAUCUUUCAGGAAGCAUUCCAAGGUGUGUUGGUAAUUUAAGUGCCAUGGAAUAUUCUUUGGAGGGCAGCCCCUUCCAGUUAAAUGUAUCUUCUGGGAAUGGCUACUCUUUGGAGCAUGUGCUUGUGGUGAUGAAAGCUCAGUUGCUUGAAUACAGUAGGAUCCUUUACUUGGUGAAAGUCAUGGAUUUUUCAAGUAACAAUUUAUCAGGAGAGAUUCCUACAGAAAUGACUAAUCUGAAAUAUUUGCCAUCACUGAAUUUGUCCCACAAUUUUUUGACCGGAAGGAUCCCUGCAAACAUGGGUAACAUGAGAAUGUUAGAAUCACUUGACCUCUCUGUAAAUGAAUUGUCUGGUCCAAUCCCUGAAAGCAUGUCAAGUUUGACGUUUCUAAGUUACCUAGACAUGUCUGAUAACCAACUGAUUGGAAAAAUUCCAACAAGUACUCAGCUGCAGAGCUUCAAUGCAUUUAGCUAUGCUGGCAACAAACUUUGCGGCCUUCCACUAAUGGAUAAAUGCAGUGCAGUUGGUUCAGAACCUCGCAGCAUUCAAACUAGUGGUGGACGAGGUGAAGGUCAUGGAAAGUGUCACGCCCCAACCCAAAGGUUCAGGCGUAACAAACGCCACACAUCUAUAGAUUAACCCUAUAAAUGUGUAAGGCCAUUUUUCCUUGGCUAUUAAUACAACCUCCCUUGCAAU